Molecule: messenger RNA, 1291 nt
Organism: Trametes versicolor FP-101664 SS1
Lineage: Eukaryota; Fungi; Basidiomycota; Agaricomycetes; Polyporales; Polyporaceae
Product: ribosome biosynthesis protein KRR1
Exons: 8
Coding region: 10-1191 (393 amino acids)
Cellular component (GO): small-subunit processome; nucleolus
Molecular function (GO): RNA binding
Source: RefSeq, a predicted model, not a curated record
AAUAUCAAGAUGUCAGUGGAAGGCUCGGAGAGCGCGCCUGUGGUCAACAAAAACAAGAGGCAUAGGAAGGAGAAGCCUUGGGAUACCGAUGACAUUGACCAUUCCUGGAAGAUCGACCAGUUCAAGCCCGAGGACAACAAAGCCGGACCGUUCACGGAAGAAUCUUCAUUCGCGACCCUCUUCCCCAAAUACCGCGAAAAGUACUUGCGCGAAGUAUGGAGCGCCGUAACCCAAGCCCUUGACACACAUGGCAUCUCUUGCACGCUUGACCUGAUCCAUGGUUCUAUGUCGGUCCGGACAACACGCAAAACGUACGACCCCUACAUCAUCCUCAAGGCGCGCGACAUGAUCAAGCUGCUUGCACGAGGUGUCGCGAUCGGGCAGGCGGUCAAAAUCAUGAGCGACGACAUUGCGUGUGACAUCAUCAAGAUUGGGAAUGUUGUGCGGAAUAAGGAGCGGUUCAUCAAGCGGCGGCAGAGAAUCAUUGGGCCGGACGGCAGCACGCUGAAGGCUAUCGAAUUGCUCACGCAGUGUUACGUCCUUGUACAAGGAAACACUGUCAGCGUCAUGGGUCCGUACAAGGGGCUUAAGGAGGUACGGCGGAUCGUGCUCGACUGCAUGAAGAAUAUCCACCCCAUAUACCGGAUCAAGGAGCUCAUGAUCAAGCGUGAGCUGGCAAAGGACCCGCAACUCGCGACGGAGUCGUGGGAUCGCUUCUUGCCCAAGUUCCGCAAGCGUCACCUCAAGACUUCCGAGAAAACCGCGAAGAAGAACGAGCGGAUACAAGAAAAGGACGAGUCGCGGAAAGCUGCGGGCUUGCCGACAGUCGAAGAGGCCAAGAAAGAAAAGAAGGAGAAGAAGGUGUACACGCCUUUCCCGCCACCUCAGCAGCCUCGGAAGGUCGAUCUCCAGCUGGAGUCCGGAGAAUACUUCCUCAAAGCACACGAGAAGGAGGCUCGCGAAAACCGGAAGAGGAAAGAGAAGCAAGAGGAAGUUACUGCCGAGCGACGCGCCAAGCGCGCAGAGGUGUUUGUUGCACCAGAGGAAGAGGCCGCACCGACAAUUGACGAGAAGCGCAAGCGCAAGCGCGACCGUACACAAGAGCAGUCUGUCGACCAGGAUACCGAGGGACAUGACGAGAAGUCCAAGAAGAAGAAAAAGAAGAAGCGGGCGGACGACGAGGAUUCAUGAGGACUGCCGCACUUAAUGGUUGCUUCUCUCAUCUCCUGCACCAUCUUUCACUCUUCUCGCAUGUCGUAUCUUUUGUACAUCUAUCCGCUAGCUAUUUUAC